AUGGAUAUAGACUUGGCCUUGAGAAUGCCCAAACCUGAUGAACUCAAUGAGCAAAGUACUCAAGAGGAUGAGGUUUAUUGGGGUAAGUGGGAACGUUCAAAUAGGCUAAGUCUUAUGAUCAUGAAGCGCGGCAUUCCAGAAGCUUUCAGGGGUGCGGUAACCGAUGAGGUUACUAAUGCCAGUGACUUCCUUGCGGAAAUUCAGAAACGUUUUGCCAAAAACGAUAAGGCUGAAACGAGCACGCUUUUAGCAAGCUUGAUUUCAAUGAAGUAUAAAGGCAAGGGUAAUGUUCGGGAGUACAUCAUGGAGAUGUCUCAUCUUGCUUCAAAACUUAAGGCUUUGAAACUCGAGUUAUCUGAUGAUUUACUCGUGCAUUUGGUUCUCAUCUCUCUUCCUGCACAAUUUAAUCAAUUCAAGGUCAGUUAUAACUGUCAAAAGGAUAAAUGGACUCUUAAUGAGCUCAUUUCAUUCUGUGUGCAAGAGGAAGAGAGAUUGAAGCAAGACAAGACCGAAAGUGCUCAUCUGGCUAGCACUUCUAAGGAUAAGGGCAAACGAAAAAAUAAGGAUAAUAAGGUUGCUGCUUCUAAUGGUCCAGAACAAAAGAAAUAG
Messenger RNA from Vitis vinifera (wine grape), 609 nucleotides. RefSeq lists its product as uncharacterized. The record is from RefSeq and is a predicted model, not a curated record. NCBI's taxonomy places the organism in Eukaryota, Viridiplantae, Streptophyta, Magnoliopsida, Vitales, Vitaceae. The transcript has a single exon. The coding region runs from base 1 to 609 and encodes 202 amino acids.